GAAUCUUUAGUCAGUGCCAGCAUUUCAAACCGUUACGACAGCUUACGUCCUUUGUGAAAGGAAAGAAAUAAGAAAGGAAGCCCAGUAGGAGCUGUGCUACACAUUCUCGUUCUCCGCCAAUCCUUUCUACCUCUCUUGAACAGGAAGCUGAUAUAGGUUCGAAACUGCCCCUCUCGUUCACAUGCGAUAAAGUGAAUACUGCCAAGUGCCAAUUAAUAGUCGUUCGGCAGCGAUUAUAGGAGCGUUGAGUGCGAGUAGGUUCUGAUUGAAAAGUGUUCAGUGAAGUGUGGAACAGAAUUUUCGAAUUCAGUACAAAGUUGUGCUAAGUACCUGAUAAGCCUAUAAAAUCGUCUCAAAUCAACCAUCAUAAGAUGUCAGCAUCGCCAAUUGCACGCCAAGCCUGCAGCCAGAUGCAGGCCAUUCCAUCGAAGAGAGUUCUCAUCCAUGACGCCUCUGAACUGCCGGAUCUGUAUUCGUCGACGCCCGGUGGAACUCUCUACUCCACGACUCCCGGAGGCACUCGCAUAGUCUACGAACGUGCCUUCAUGAUGAACCUGAAAAACUCUCCGCUGGCCCGCACCCCACCGUCUAACCUGAAUAACCUACCUCACAACAUACUGCGGAAUGGUACGAGCGGUGUAACCAGUAAGCCAAAGCCACAUCAGCAAUCGCAGAACUCACCACCCAAGUUCGACGAACACCAGGAACAGUUUGACAUGGACCUGUAGGCUACCCGGGCGCUAUUUCGCAGUUUUUUUUUUGUUACUAAUGGAUAAUACAAGUUCUAUGUUAAGAUUAUUUACAAUAUAAACUUUAUAAGUUUAUUCUACUUUAUCGUUUGUAAGCUUAAUGUUAACGGACAUAAUGCUACUUUGCAAACCACAAACACACUGAUUCGAGAAAACGAAAAUCACAACAAACGUAAAUCAAGCGUGCGAAGAUUGCCAUUCUCCAUCCUAAUAGUAAGCACCAACUACAAAAUUAUAACGAACAAACAAACCUAACAUCGAUUAGUUGACAAUUAUAUCGAGACGAAAAAAAAAUCAUUUGAAAAAUGCAUCUAAACGUUAUGUUAGUUUGUUUGUGAAUAUGAGGCAAUCCCAACAUCCAAGACAGUGAGUACUUAUGACGCUAUGCGAAUCAUACAGUGCACGCCCUAAGAAGAAGAUCACCCUUCUGUUUUGUCGAAUUAGGUUUACUUUUUUGCCCUAUUCUUUCUUUAUGCUACGUUUUGACAGGGCAUGAGAGUUGAAAUGAAGGUGCUUAGACAUUCAACUCGCGAUCAUUUCAAGCGACUUGUUCAAUUCACUUGCCUUGUCUAAACUUAGCAUUAUCGUGCCUCCGCCAACGACAGUCAUUAAACACACUCUGUCAGUCAUGAAUGCACAGUGCUGCCACUGGCUAAAUGCGGGGAAAGUUUGUGAUACUGGAUGGCUGAUUGAACCAACCAUCCAACAUCUAGGGAAUAAUGUUUGGUUUAGAGGAAAAACAAAUAAAAAAACUUUGAAAAUAAAAAAAACAUAUUGCUAGAUUUUAGUAACAGUAAAUACAAAUUGAAUCAAUGCCAUCUUCCAAACCAAGGGAACGAAACAAGCUGUUCCCAAAAGUCAUUUAUUAAACGUUUCGUAUUAUUUUUGCUGUUCUCCAUACUUGGAAGUAGGUUUCAAAAUCAUGUAGGAAUCAUGUUAAUCAAAAACGUCUAACCAUUUCAAAGUCAAACAAUAGCACGUCAACACGAUAGCAAUAGGUGACAAGUUUGUAGCAUAACAGUUGUUUGUUGUGCUCUAUUUUUUCCUAUAUAUUUCAUUCUAGGCGUAGAUAAACCUACAUAUUUUUAUAACUACUUCUACUCUACUAUACGAUGACAGGCAUAAAGCGAAUAACUUGCCUGCAGUUCGAAUCUAAUUCAAUCAGUUUUGUAAAAGCACGUUGCAAUGAUAUUCUAUUCGAUUAAAGAUCAACAAAAAAUAA
This is a messenger RNA of Armigeres subalbatus, 1971 nucleotides long. It is a transcript of the gene Thor, whose product is annotated as eukaryotic translation initiation factor 4E-binding protein. Gene Ontology annotation, biological process: negative regulation of translational initiation. The transcript has 2 exons. Bases 372 to 728 code for a protein of 118 amino acids. The record is from RefSeq and is a predicted model, not a curated record. Gene Ontology annotation, molecular function: eukaryotic initiation factor 4E binding. NCBI's taxonomy places the organism in Eukaryota, Metazoa, Arthropoda, Insecta, Diptera, Culicidae. Gene Ontology annotation, cellular component: cytoplasm.